Brassica oleracea var. oleracea is the source of this 1153-nucleotide messenger RNA. RefSeq names its product F-box protein At1g22220-like. The record is from RefSeq and is a predicted model, not a curated record. Bases 75 to 1031 code for a protein of 318 amino acids. Lineage: Eukaryota; Viridiplantae; Streptophyta; Magnoliopsida; Brassicales; Brassicaceae. The transcript has a single exon. Gene Ontology annotation, molecular function: protein binding.
CUCAAAAACAUAGAGAGGGAGAGAGAUAAUAAAACAGAAACUCUCUUCUUCGUUCCGAAGGUUUUAAACGAAAGAUGGACGUUUUUGAUGGACUUCCAGAUGCGAUCGUCGUCGAUAUCUUGAACAAAGUCGGUGACGUCAAAACCUUACAUCGUUGCAGUUCUGUCUCCAAGAGAUUCAACUCGCUUGUACCUCAGUCCGAGUCACUCUUCGUCCGACUCGACCAGGACGUUACCACCGAGUCACGACCCGAUUCUCCCGUCAGCAACAUUUUCCAAUCAUUAGUCAAGUCCUUCCAAGGUUUCCUCUCUUUAUUUUCUAAACCGGCUAAACCGAUCCGGUUCACGAAUCUUUCACCGAAUAUUCCUUCCAAGAUUCUAUCUCGGUUUGACCGGAUCAAGAAUCUUGAGGUCGAGCUUCCCGGCGGCGAUGUAAGCCUUGAGAAAGGCGCCGCCGUUAAGUGGAAAGCAGAGUUCGGUAAAACUCUUCAAACCUGCGUUGUCGUCGCGUUCCGCUCCGCCUCCACCGUGUCCUCUUCUUCUCCGUACGGCGAGUCAGACGCCAUUGGACUGAAAACGCGCGUGGUGUGGACGAUAAACGCCUUGAUGGCCGCGUCGAGUCGUCAUUUUUUGAUGAGCGAAGUCGUGAAGGAGCAUAAAGAGAUGGAGAGUUUGGUGAUGCAUGACGUAGGAGGAGAAGGGACGGUGGUGAUGAGAGCGGAUGGGCUGAGAGAGUUUCAAAAGACGGAGGAGGCGCGUGGGGGAGAAGCGGACGAACGCCUGAUGAAAAACCGGAGGAGUGUAGUCCCGAACGUGAGGAUGGGCAUGAGGCACGCGCCUUCGCUUGAGCUCAAGAGCGGGAUCUAUUUAGAAUCUGCGACGCUCGUGAUCGUAAGGCCGAGCGAUAAAUAUUCCGACUUCGGAGAUGAUGAGUUGGCGACGGAGGCUUUCGCCGGGAACUGUAUGUACGGUGAAGCGGUGGUCGCUUUGUUAAAACGUGAGAAGAUUAAUUUAGAAAUUAAUUCAUUUUAAGCUUUUAUUGGGCCUUGUAAUGGGCUUUUAUGGCUAAUGUUAUUUUCUUGCACGUGUGUCGUGUGCCGUGUGGCCCGUGUGCGCAUUUACAUAUAUUAUACUAUACAAAAGCUGGCUUAACA